Messenger RNA from Phyllostomus discolor (pale spear-nosed bat), 1978 nucleotides. RefSeq names its product BH3 interacting domain death agonist (gene BID). Bases 274 to 861 code for a protein of 195 amino acids. Gene Ontology annotation, cellular component: cytoplasm; cytosol; mitochondrion. The record is from RefSeq and is a predicted model, not a curated record. The transcript is spliced from 6 exons. Gene Ontology annotation, biological process: positive regulation of intrinsic apoptotic signaling pathway; positive regulation of release of cytochrome c from mitochondria; positive regulation of extrinsic apoptotic signaling pathway. NCBI's taxonomy places the organism in Eukaryota, Metazoa, Chordata, Mammalia, Chiroptera, Phyllostomidae.
UCCUCCUCCUCCCACAAAACGCGCUUUCCUGUUUCUGUUUCCCUUUCGCUGGUGCCACAAGUGUCUGUUGUUGGCUUGGGCGCACGACCGCUGCGCGCGAGACCAGGCCAGGGGCUUUCCCGGCCCUGCACUUCUCGCUCCGGGCGCACCGGGCGUCCCCGAGCUCCCUCAGAGCCGGCAGUUCCACGCGAGAAACCCUGGACUCACCCCUGCGUCGCCGGGGCUGCUGCCCGGGACGCCUGUGCCUGGACUCCGGUUGUACCGCCAGCCGCCAUGAAUCGUCAGGUCCGCAACGGCUCCAGCCUCGGGGGUGAGCACCUCACAGACCUGCUGGUGUUCAGCUUCCUCCAGCAUGGCCCCAACAACUUCCAGGAGGAGCUGAAGAAGCUGGACCACACUCUGCCGGUGCCCCACGGCCCCCAGGAGCACCUCGAGGAGGAGCUGCAGACCGACGGCAGCCGGUGCAGCCACUUCGUCUUCGAGGACCAGAGCAGAGGUUCUGAGACUCAGGAGGAUGUCAUCCGGGACAUCGCCCGGCAGCUCGCCCGGAUCGGGGACACGAUGGACCGCAGGGUCCCCCAGGGCCUGGUGGACCACCUGGUGAUGCAGCUCAGGGACCGGAGCCUGUCCGAUGAGGGCCGGAGGGCCUGCCUGGCCACCGCGGUGGACCGGGUCUUGCAGGCCUGCCCUAGAGACAUGGAAGAGGAGAAGACGAUGCUGCUGGUGACCAUGCUGCUGGCCAGGAAGGUGGCCAGUCACACUCCGUCCUUGCUGCGCGAGGUCUUCCACACAACAGUGAAUUUUAUUAACCAGAACCUGCUCACCUACGUGAGAAACUUAGUCAGAAAUGAGAUGGACUGACGGUGGCUGCAGACAGUCCGGUCGGUACCUGCGCCUGUGGAGACGGAGUCCAACCAUGUACACGAAGCUCCUAGAGCAGAUGGUCUUUACUCUUUUAAAGGUGAUGCUUGAAGCUGGUGCCCCACUUAGAAGUCUCCCCAUUGACAUACUUGAAUGGAAAUGGCCACGUGCACAUAUUCAAACGAGUUUGAUCUUAUCUUGUAAAUCUAUGUGUUGUGGCUUUAUCUUUUUGAGCUAUGUGGAUCCCCACUCAAAAAUUAAAGUUAAAAGCAGAUUGUAAGACAAGAUAAAAAACACACUUAAUGUUUCUUCUCUAAAACAAAACACUUUAUUAAAGUGCAGCCGUGGGGCACAGUCUUACAGGGGUGUCGUGUGUGGGAGAGCAAGACCCAGACGCGGGACUCGUGUGCCCCUUAAAGAUCCUUGAGGAACAGGGUGCAUCGUGAUGCUUAGGGAGGGCUAGGCCUCCUGUUGAAAGACCACACAGCGCAGGAGAGUCUAGAUUCAGAGCACGUUGAACGUUUUCAACCUGAUUUCAUCAGCGUUGAGAAAAACCGCAGGCGAGUGAAAGGUGUGGAGGGGACUUAAGGGCCCAUGUUAUCCAGUUUCCAGAAUCAAGUAGCUGCAGGCACCUGUGUCUCUGUGAGAAGUCCAAGGCUCUGAUAAAAUUUUCAAGGUGCUGCAGUGCCAGAAACUAUUGUGUAUGUUCCAUGUGAACUGUCUGCUUGUAAUCUUGUUUUCAUCCUCCAGCCGUAACCCUCAAUUCUUCCAAGCCUCAGAGGCUGUAUCAGGAGAGAACAGGUUCUUCUGGGCAUAAAAAAGGAAAAAAACAUUUAAAAAUUCAACAGUUGAGGUGCCUUUUCUAGUGACACAAAAUAAAAUGUCCUAGGGAGCACGGGCAUGCGUAUGUGUAGCGGUGGUGCCACGCUGCCCGAGACUUGUUCCCCACAGUGUUCACUGGAGCCCUGUUUACACGCGUGACAGUCGACACCCGUCCGUGUCAUGCACGUGACCCUCGCUCCAUACUAACACCCUUGUUGCUGUGAACAUGACACUCUGGAGAAGCUUAUGAACAAGAGUAAUAAACAAGUACCAAUAAACGUUUCCUGUUACCAAA